GUUGCAGAAGCCAAAAUGAGGAUUGUCGUCUUUCUAAUGUCCAGCUAAGAAAUGCGCAACAGCGUCUGUUUUCUCUUUCUGACCGUGUAAACCUUACUGCGUCAUGAAUGGGAGCAAGACUAUGGUCGUUACAGCUUUUGGCCCUUUCAGGCAGUUCUUCAUGAACCCAAGCGGGGAAGCAGCGCAGGGGUUGAAGUUGGUCGGAUUGGGAGAGCGGAUCAAUGUUUACGUCAAGGAGGUAGCAGUGAGUUACAUCAAAACCCAGCAGAUCAUCGCUGAGAUUUGGCAAACUCUUAAACCAAAGUUUGCUGUUCAUCUUGGUAUCGCCAGAGGUUCCAGAGUCGUCAUAUUAGAGCAAACAGGGAAGAACAGUGGAUACAGAGUCAGAGACGUGUGUGGCUUCUGUCCUGAGAGUCACUGCUGCAUGGAAGGAGGGCUGGAGAAACUGGACUCGGUUGUUAACAUGAGGGCGGUCUCCAAACCCUUCAAACAAGCAGGGAUGGAUGUCAUUUAUUCCAGAGACGCUGGCAGGUACCUGUGUGAUUUUGCGUAUUACUGCUCACUGUAUCACGGUCAGGGGAGAGCGGCCCUCAUCCAUGUACCGUCAUCUGGCAGCCUGGCCUCAGCUGACAGACUGAUACCUCUUCUGCAGAGCAUCAUUCAGAGCAUGCUUGGCCAGCUGGAGGGCCCUUCACAAACAGCCUGAGAAGAGGUGAUGACAACUGAUUCCUCAAGCUAGUAGUCACAGUGUGGUAGAGCUUCUAAUAUAUUACCUUUUUUCACACCACACAGGUCUCAAGGGAAAUAAAAAAGCAGAGUCAUAGUCCUCAUUCAUUUAUUUAUUCAAAAGUUCAGAAAAAAGAAAAUACAAGAAAUUCUCAGAUACACAUUUGGAGAUGGCAUGUCAAAAAUACACCAUCUCAGCUAUAGGUGUGAAAAAACUUUGAGGCCUCAGAUACAGAACUUGAAAGAAGACAAGAGUGUAGCGAAUGUUUGAUUAUUUCUUUUCCCAAUCAGGUAAUGAACACAGAGAUUUUGUAGAAGUUAAUAAAAGUAAUAGUAGUAGACCAAGGCCCCCUUCUGAAGGUAUAGGAAUGCAAAUCAUAAAAACAGCGGCAUGAUAAUGAUAAACCUUAAACCUAUAAUUGCAGUUAUUCAUGUUAACUUCUUUAUCCUGACGUUCACAUGAAUAACAUUCUGAAGUAUCAAGAUGAUAACAAUGACUAAGAAGAAUCCGUUUAAUUACUGUAUAUUUAUGCUGGAAAUCUGAUAACGCAAAAAAAAGAGGGAAAAAAGCUAAUAGUGUGAAGCUGUAAACUCAAGCCUAUCAUCUUUUUCUAGUCGUGUUGUUUACACUUAACAAUGACUACCCG
This is a messenger RNA of Scomber scombrus (Atlantic mackerel), 1373 nucleotides long. RefSeq names its product pyroglutamyl-peptidase I like (gene pgpep1l). Gene Ontology annotation, cellular component: cytosol. The record is from RefSeq and is a predicted model, not a curated record. Gene Ontology annotation, molecular function: pyroglutamyl-peptidase activity. Lineage: Eukaryota; Metazoa; Chordata; Actinopteri; Scombriformes; Scombridae. The coding region runs from base 104 to 706 and encodes 200 amino acids. Gene Ontology annotation, biological process: proteolysis. The transcript has 5 exons.